Molecule: messenger RNA, 573 nt
Organism: Recurvomyces mirabilis
Lineage: Eukaryota; Fungi; Ascomycota; Dothideomycetes; Mycosphaerellales; Teratosphaeriaceae
Exons: 2
Coding region: 1-573 (190 amino acids)
Biological process (GO): carbohydrate metabolic process
Molecular function (GO): hydrolase activity, hydrolyzing O-glycosyl compounds
Source: RefSeq, a predicted model, not a curated record
AUGGGUCGAUGGGACGAGUGCGACGAGUUCGGCGGUUUGGGCACCGAGUGUGUUUCGGAGGGGAGGGGAUGGGGAGGGGGUGUUUGUGUUAUAUUACUCCGCGACGAAAGCUGGGACCGGUGUUUUCACGGCAUAGGCACCGCCACAUCCCCACUCGUUACAGGUCCGUACAUCCCGACUCCUCCUACCACCGACCCCUGGAUUUGCCCUGUAGAGCAGGGUGGGGCGAUCGAUCCCGCAUACUUCCACGACGCGUCGUCGGGGAAGGACUACAUCCUCUACAAAAUCGACGGGAAUAGUAUCCAAGGCCCAACACCUAUACUACUCCAGCAAAUCUCCCCUGACGAUGGCGUGAGCAAGAUCGGCGAGCCGGUGCAGAUUCUCACGAACGAUGCAGGGGAGAAUUUAGUCGAGGCGCCGGGGAUGUUUCGGACGAAGGAUGAGAGGUUCGUGCUGGCUUAUUCCACGGGCGCUUAUACGGAUGGGAGUUAUGCCCUCCGGUAUGCCAUCGCGAGUAGUUUGACGGGGGCUUUUGUUAAGGCUAACAGGGAGACCGUGGCUCGGGACGGGUGA